AUGACUACCGCUGUAUCUUUUGAAAAUCAGACGCAAUCAGCUAAAAUACAACAAUUACAAACUGGUGUUAAUGAUGUUGUUGUUCAAAUGGAAGAAAAUUUAGGUCACUUUCUUAAUCGUGGGGUUAUGCUCGAUAAUUUAGACAACAAAACCGGUCAUCUUCAAAGUACAGCUGGAGACUUUCAAAAGACUGCACGACAAGUCAAACAAAAGUUCUGGUGGAAAAAUGUUACGAUGUGGAUUAUACUUAUUGUUAUCGUUAUUGUAUUAAUCGUUGUCAUUGUUCUAGCUGUAACAUUAUCUAACUGA
Molecule: messenger RNA, 309 nt
Organism: Didymodactylos carnosus
Lineage: Eukaryota; Metazoa; Rotifera; Eurotatoria; Philodinida; Philodinidae
Source: the annotation of a GenBank genome assembly